This is a messenger RNA of Megalops cyprinoides (Indo-Pacific tarpon), 1563 nucleotides long. RefSeq names its product cholinergic receptor, nicotinic, alpha 2a (neuronal) (gene chrna2a). Gene Ontology annotation, molecular function: acetylcholine-gated monoatomic cation-selective channel activity; transmembrane signaling receptor activity. Gene Ontology annotation, cellular component: neuron projection; postsynaptic membrane; synapse. The record is from RefSeq and is a predicted model, not a curated record. The transcript has 7 exons. The coding region runs from base 1 to 1563 and encodes 520 amino acids. Gene Ontology annotation, biological process: signal transduction; monoatomic ion transmembrane transport; regulation of membrane potential. NCBI's taxonomy places the organism in Eukaryota, Metazoa, Chordata, Actinopteri, Elopiformes, Megalopidae.
AUGUGUCAUGAGCAUUUACUUUCCGUCAGGUCUGCGGUGAUCUGCUGUGUCAUCUUAUCGGAGUCAGCACUCUGUGAUAACUGGGCCCAUGCUCAUGCAGAGGAUAAGCUUUUCAAAAAGCUCUUCAUCGGCUACAACAGAUGGUCCAGGCCAGUUGCUAACAUCUCUGAUGUGGUCAUUGUAAAGUUUGGCCUCUCCAUUGCUCAGCUGAUCGAUGUGGAUGAGAAGAACCAGAUGAUGACCACAAAUGUUUGGCUGAAACAGGAGUGGAAUGACUACAAGCUCCGAUGGAACCCCGCUGACUACGACAAUGUGACGUCUAUAAGGGUGCCCUCGGAACUGAUCUGGGUGCCUGACAUAGUUCUGUAUAACAAUGCGGAUGGCGAGUUUGCUGUGACUCACAUGACCAAGGCUCACCUCUUCCACACGGGCAUGGUGCGCUGGGUACCCCCAGCCAUCUACAAGAGCUCCUGCAGCAUUGACGUCACCUUCUUCCCCUUCGACCAGCAGAACUGCAAGAUGAAGUUUGGCUCGUGGACCUACGAUAAGGCCAAGAUCGACUUGGAGCGCAUCGAGAACACGGUGGACCUCAAGGACUACUGGGAGAGCGGCGAGUGGGCUAUCGUCAACGCUGUGGGCACCUACAACACCAAGAAGUACGACUGCUGCCACGAGAUCUACCCGGACAUCACCUACUUCUUCAUCAUCCGCCGGCUGCCCCUCUUCUACACCAUCAACCUCAUCAUCCCCUGCCUGCUCAUCUCCUGCCUGACCGUGCUGGUCUUCUACCUGCCCUCCGACUGCGGGGAGAAGAUCACGCUCUGCAUCUCAGUGCUGCUCUCCCUCACCGUCUUCCUCCUCCUCAUCACAGAGAUCAUCCCAUCCACCUCGCUGGUCAUCCCGCUCAUCGGCGAGUACCUGCUCUUCACCAUGAUCUUCGUCACGCUCUCCAUCGUGGUCACAGUGUUCGUGCUGAACGUGCACCACCGCUCGCCGGGCACGCACGAGAUGCCGCGCUGGGUGCACGCCGUCUUCCUGCACGCCAUUCCGCGCUGGCUGUUCAUGAAGCGGCCCGCCCCCGACAGAAAGCGCCGCCGCCCGCCCCAAUCGGCGUCGCCCCCCGGGAAAGGCCGCGCCUCCCGUCUCAGCACCUCCCAGAGCUGGCUCCGAGAGACGGACGUGGACCGUCACUCCCAAGACAUGGAGCGGGGUCUGCCAUCGUCUUUUUCCUUCCCCUCCACCCCCCUGCCCCAGCAUCACCAGUUUGUGGGUGUGGCCGGGCAGUUAGGGGGCUGGAUUGACCCCGCCCAGCACCCCGCCUUCGAGAUCGGCAGCCUGGCAGACUCCACCCACUCGCUCUCCCCCAGCGUCCUGCGUGCUCUGGAGGGAGUGCAAUACAUCGCCAACCACCUGAGGGCGGAAGACGCAGACUUUUCUGUAAAGGAGGACUGGAAAUACGUUGCCAUGGUGAUUGACCGCAUCUUCCUGUGGAUGUUCAUCCUUGUGUGCCUGCUGGGCACUACUGGGCUCUUCCUACCCCCCUGGCUGGCAGGCAUGAUCUAG